Molecule: messenger RNA, 2565 nt
Organism: Brienomyrus brachyistius
Lineage: Eukaryota; Metazoa; Chordata; Actinopteri; Osteoglossiformes; Mormyridae
Gene: jazf1b
Product: JAZF zinc finger 1b
Exons: 5
Coding region: 104-835 (243 amino acids)
Cellular component (GO): nucleus
Source: RefSeq, a predicted model, not a curated record
CGUUUCCCCUCGCGACGCCGCUCCAGCCGCCGCCGCCGCCGCCGCCUGGCCGUGGACGCCCGCGCCGCCCACCAUUUUUCAAUGUAGCUAACUGGCUAACAUCAUGACGGGCAUCGCCGCCGCCUCCUUCUUCUCCAACACCUGCCGGUUCGGGGGCUGCGGGCUGCACUUCGAGACUCUGGCCGAGCUCAUCGUUCACAUCGAGGACAACCACAUCGACACGGAUCCCCGCGUGCUGGAGAAACAGGAGCUGCAGCAGCCAACAUACGUCGCUCUCAGCUACAUCAACAGGUUCAUGACUGAUGCUGCCCGUAGAGAGCAGGAAACCCUCAAGAAAAAGGUCCAGCCCAAACUAUCCCUGCCUCUGACGGGCGGUGUGUCCCGAAACAGCGUGUCGACGCCUCCCCGGCACAGCAGCGGCAGCCUGACCCCACCCGUCACUCCACCCAUCACUCCCUCCUCCUCUUUCCGUAGCAGUACUCCUACAGGCAGCGAGUACGAUGAGGAGGAGGUGGACUACGAGGAGUCGGACAGUGACGAGUCAUGGACCACCGAAAGUGCGAUUAGCUCUGAGUCCAUCCUUAGUUCCAUGUGCAUGAAUGGGGGUGACGAGAAACCCUUCGCCUGUCCCGUGCCGGGCUGCAAGAAGAGAUACAAGAAUGUGAACGGCAUCAAGUACCACGCCAAGAACGGCCACCGGACCCAGAUCCGGGUGCGCAAGCCCUUCAAGUGCCGAUGUGGGAAGAGCUACAAGACGUCUCAGGGCCUCCGGCACCACACCAUCAACUUCCACCCGCCGGUGUCGGCCGACAUCAUCCGCAAGAUGCAGCAGUAGUGCUGGUCGCCGUGCCAACUCAUCACCAGCCCCCACCCCGAGACCUUCCCCAACACUACAGUCGUUCUGCAUGCUUUAACUGUUCCCAUUCGUUUCCCGUCUGUAAUCUGAAACGGUGGAUACCUGCAGAUUUAGUGGUUUUUAUACAUUUGCACACUUGUUAGCGUUAUGUAUUUCUGCCGACUUUGUCAUUACGGUGCUAAAUGUUUGUUUAAAAAAAGAAAAAGAAAAAAAAAGUAUGAAACGUACCUUGGAGACAGAAUAGCAGCUGUGAGAGCAGCCCGAUCCCUGACCCCAUCCCGAUGGGGCACAGGAGGGCAGGGGAGGGCGCCUGGCACGAACGGAGGGGCGUUUGACCAAUGGCGAGUCAGAGGGUUGGGAACGAACGUCUCCACUCGAACUCCAUCAUUCCAACAGAGAGUACUCUGGUAGUCAGCUAUCUAUGGUUAGCUUAAACAGCGAGCCAGUCGGAAUGUUUAUAAUCAACGUUAGUUAUUAUCUGGUAUAUAACAAAUGUAUGUGAAAAUUAUGCUUUCAGAAUCAGUUUUGCAGUGUAUGCUUUAUUUCUGUUUCAUUCUGUAGCAUAUUUUACUCGCGAUACUUUGGGAGCAUUUUAGGCUUAAAAGCUGCUUAAAUAUUUAGAUUUUUAUUAUUAUUUUUUUUAUGUUUAUCAGACCCAGAUAAUUAUGAGUUCUUUGUGUUUGAUGCCAAAAGACGAUCUCAGGUCAAUCGUUUUGCCAGCAAUCGAGAAACGUGAUUCUGCCCAAACAUUCCCACAACAUCUGGACCGAACCUUUCGCUGGGAUUCUCCCCCCUCCGCGCGUGGCCCCGGGUUUCCCUCGCAGCCCGGCGGAGCUGCUCCUGGGGGCAGGCGGAGGACGGUCCCCCCUCACCUGGGUGAAGUCUUUAAAGCACUUUGUUGUUUCCGCUGCCAACGACCUGCAGGGCUGCCGUGCGCCUGGGAGCCGCUGUCCUGCAGGGAAAACAAAACUAACCCGAGAGCUUUCAGCCCGCCAGCACUGCUGUGGACGUGCGUUUCAUCUGCCCCCCCACCCGCAUCCCGUGACUCCCUAGUAGGCCGUGCAUUUACCCGAUCUCUGACCGCCUUGUAUUUUCUAUCUCUGCAUUCCAGUAUAUGCCUAUGUAGCUUUAUGGUGAAACUUCGUGGAGUAUUUAGUUUAAACCUUAUCGAUUAGUAUUCUGCCGGUUUCGUGCAGCACGAGGUGUCCGUUUUGACACAGCCCUGCCUCCUCCGGAGCGCGUCCGCAUGGCCUGGAUAAGGGCUCCGCCGGCGCGGUAAGAGCACGAUGACAGCAGGCGUCUACCAAGUGCUCUCCUCUCGGCUCCUGCCUACUUGGGAGCACGGUGCCGUGCACAGUGCCGGCCUGCGGAGGAGAUGGGGCCGUCUGACACUCUCCAGCAACCCAUCGCUGCAUGAUUAUGAAUAUUGUUAAGGAACUCGGUCAUACUUAGCUUAAUUUUGUGACAGUAUUAUACAGCAAGUUUGGAGGGGACUAUUUUGAUAUAUUGUGUAUAGUGAAUGUAUUGUUACGUCUCCUGUAAGUGCUUUAAAUUAUAUUUUCGUAUGUGUGUAGAGAAUAAUGUACCAGUAUGUAUGAAGGCAAAAAAGAGGAUGUUUUGGAACCGAAGGUGAUAUAUUCUGUCGAACUUUCCUUUAAAAAGCUGCUUCUUAAAUGUAAAUCUUAUUAAAUUUUAAAGUAUGAAAGGCU